Episyrphus balteatus (marmalade hoverfly) is the source of this 1789-nucleotide messenger RNA. It is a transcript of the gene Vha55, whose product is annotated as V-type proton ATPase subunit B. The coding region runs from base 221 to 1702 and encodes 493 amino acids. Gene Ontology annotation, molecular function: proton-transporting ATPase activity, rotational mechanism; ATP binding. Gene Ontology annotation, biological process: ATP metabolic process; proton transmembrane transport. Lineage: Eukaryota; Metazoa; Arthropoda; Insecta; Diptera; Syrphidae. Gene Ontology annotation, cellular component: proton-transporting V-type ATPase, V1 domain. The record is from RefSeq and is a predicted model, not a curated record. The transcript has 4 exons.
UGUGUGGAUUUUAUUGAUCACAUGACAGCACGUGAGAUGUCAUUGAAAUUUUUCAGUCAGUGUAAAAUCUUCAUCGUUCUUCGUGUUCUUCUACUCAGCUGACUGGUGAAAAAAUUUAUAAUUUUCUGUUUGUGUUUUGAACGAUUUGGGGACAACUUGAAGCUCUUAAAAAUUCCAAUAAGAAUUAAAAAAGUAAAAGAAUCCAACUAAAAAAAAAAAAAUGUCUCGUCUUAACGCCCAACAAGCCCACAAGGAACAUGUCCUUGCUGUUUCUCGGGAUUUCAUUUCUCAACCACGAUUGACCUACAAAACUGUGUCCGGUGUAAACGGACCCUUGGUCAUCUUGGAUGAGGUGAAAUUCCCCAAGUUUGCCGAAAUUGUGCAACUUCGUUUGAAUGAUGGCACUGUUCGUUCCGGACAGGUGCUCGAAGUGAGCGGCUCCAAAGCCGUCGUUCAAGUGUUCGAAGGUACAUCAGGUAUUGAUGCCAAGAACACUCUUUGUGAAUUCACCGGUGACAUUUUGCGUACCCCCGUGUCCGAAGACAUGUUGGGACGUGUGUUCAACGGUUCUGGUAAACCCAUCGACAAGGGACCCCCAAUUUUGGCCGAAGAUUUCCUUGACAUCCAAGGUCAACCCAUUAACCCAUGGUCGCGUAUUUACCCCGAGGAAAUGAUCCAAACCGGUAUCUCCGCCAUCGAUGUGAUGAACUCGAUUGCUCGUGGUCAAAAGAUUCCCAUUUUCUCUGCUGCUGGUCUGCCCCACAACGAAAUUGCCGCUCAAAUCUGUCGUCAAGCUGGUUUGGUUAAGACCCCUGGCAAGUCUGUGCUCGAUGAUCAUGAGGAUAACUUCGCUAUUGUAUUCGCCGCUAUGGGUGUCAACAUGGAAACUGCUCGUUUCUUCAAGCAGGACUUCGAAGAGAACGGUUCCAUGGAGAAUGUGUGUUUGUUCUUGAACUUGGCCAACGAUCCAACCAUUGAACGUAUUAUUACUCCACGUUUGGCUUUGACAGCCGCCGAAUUCUUGGCCUACCAAUGCGAGAAGCACGUCUUGGUCAUUCUAACCGACAUGUCCUCAUACGCCGAAGCCUUGCGUGAGGUAUCAGCUGCCCGUGAAGAAGUGCCCGGUCGUCGUGGUUUCCCCGGUUACAUGUACACAGAUUUGGCCACCAUCUAUGAGCGUGCCGGACGUGUUGAAGGUCGUAACGGAUCAAUCACCCAAAUUCCCAUUCUUACUAUGCCCAACGACGAUAUUACCCAUCCAAUUCCUGAUUUGACUGGAUAUAUUACCGAAGGACAGAUUUACGUUGAUCGUCAAUUGCACAACAGACAGAUCUAUCCACCAGUCAAUGUGUUGCCAUCAUUGUCACGUUUGAUGAAGUCUGCCAUUGGUGAGGGCAUGACCAGGAAGGAUCACUCUGAUGUGUCGAAUCAGUUGUAUGCUUGUUAUGCUAUUGGUAAGGAUGUGCAAGCCAUGAAGGCUGUCGUCGGUGAGGAGGCUUUGACUCCUGAUGAUUUGCUAUACUUGGAAUUCUUGAGUAAAUUCGAAAAGAACUUUAUCUCGCAGGGUAACUAUGAAAACCGCACAGUAUUCGAGUCUCUCGAUAUCGGCUGGCAGUUGCUGCGUAUCUUCCCCAAGGAAAUGCUUAAGCGAAUCCCAGCUUCCAUCCUCGCGGAAUUCUACCCAAGAGACUCUCGUCACUAAGGUCAGCACAAAGCCCCCUCCACUUUACAACCAUUCUCCUCUUGUUAAAGUUGCUGUAAAUUAAAACAAACACAAAAAAAAGAACAA